GUCACCAUGGGCCCGAGCUCGAUCCUGAAGCCGGGCAAAGGCGUCGACCCGUUGCAACUCCUCGGACCCUUACAUACUACAUACAUACAUGCACAUGCACCUGCACCUGCAACCCCACUGAUCGCAACCUCAGCGCACUAUCGCCUGUUUGGACAUCUCAACUGGGCUUGAGCCGCCAUCCUCCACGUCGCUCGCUCUAGCCGCCAUCACGCGCCUCUGCCUGCUUGGGCUUACCGUCUCUUGCUCUGUCCGCAUCCAUUAGCGCAGACGACAUCCGCACCAGCAUCACCAACCUAGCGCCUGCGAAGUCAUAGUGCGCGUAUCUGACUUGAUUGAUCGCCCACGAUGGAGACCAUCAAGGGUCUCCUGUGGAAGCCCACGCCCGAGGAGCAGAAGCGCAAAUGCAACACCCUCGUGCGCCAAAACGUGCGGAAACUCGAUCGCGACAUCCAGCAACUCAAGGUCACGGAGCAGAAAACCAAGAACCUCAUUCAACAGUCGUCGAAACGCGCCCAACGCAACCCCUCCAUGGCCAAGCAGGCCAACCAAGACGUCCGCAUCUUCGCCCGUGAGCUGAUUCGCGUCCGGAAACAGAGCAAUCGCCUCAUGACGUCCAAGGCCCAGCUCAAUAGCGUGCAGAUGCAGGUCAACGAAGCCUUUUCCGUCAGGAAGAUUGAAGGCAGUAUAAAGGCCAGCACGGGCAUCAUGAAGGAUGUAAACAGUCUGGUGAGACUGCCAGAGCUGACGGGCACUAUGAGGGAGCUCAGCUCUGAGUUGAUGAAGGCGGGAAUCAUCGAGGAGAUGCUGGACGAUACACUAGGUGAGAACGAGAUGCUGGAGGGUGAGGCCGACGAGGCCGAGGAGGAAGUGGACAAGGUGCUGAGUGAGGUGCUCAAGGAUCGGUUACCGCCGAGCAAGGCCCAAGAGCAAGAGCUUCCUGCUGCUCCACAAGCAGAGGAGGAAGAGGAAGAAGACCAGGCGGAAAUGUUGGCUCAAAUGCGAGGCCGCCUCGAGGCACUCAAGAGCUGAGGCAAUUUAUGAAGAUUGCUUUGAAACUAUCCCAUGUAUAGAGCCAUAAUGCGGAGUUGUGGAAUUACGGCGUACUGAGUAUCCGCGAUGCAACGACACUGAAUUUGUGUAGCUACAUACAUAACACUCUCAGCCCGAAGAAAGCCAGUUUGAUGAUAAUGAC
Messenger RNA from Exserohilum turcica Et28A, 1192 nucleotides. RefSeq lists its product as uncharacterized. Bases 346 to 1029 code for a protein of 227 amino acids. Lineage: Eukaryota; Fungi; Ascomycota; Dothideomycetes; Pleosporales; Pleosporaceae. The transcript has 2 exons. Gene Ontology annotation, cellular component: multivesicular body; ESCRT III complex. Gene Ontology annotation, biological process: late endosome to vacuole transport; protein transport; endosome transport via multivesicular body sorting pathway. The record is from RefSeq and is a predicted model, not a curated record.